AUGGCGUACAUUGAACCCGACGCCCACCCGUGUCAUUAUGACGCUUGGCGAGCACUCGACUAUUGUUACCUCCCGGGCUUCGCGUCGCCGCCAAUGCACAAUGACACUCCGUCGCCGUAUCAACAGCCUCGGCUCUUCCCUUCCUCUUCCCGGCGACUCGUUUCGGAUCUAGCAUCGCACCUGUAUCGGUUCCAAUGUACGCGCCGAAAAUUCUCCGGGGCAACUCUCGUUGUUCCUCGAACAAUUGCUCUCGGUCAAGAUGAAAGUUUCGCGCCCCACGAC
Molecule: messenger RNA, 282 nt
Organism: Iphiclides podalirius (scarce swallowtail)
Lineage: Eukaryota; Metazoa; Arthropoda; Insecta; Lepidoptera; Papilionidae
Source: the annotation of a GenBank genome assembly